This is a messenger RNA of Pieris macdunnoughi, 133 nucleotides long. The record is from the annotation of a GenBank genome assembly. NCBI's taxonomy places the organism in Eukaryota, Metazoa, Arthropoda, Insecta, Lepidoptera, Pieridae.
UAACAGUUCCCUCCAGCCUCACCAGGUCAUCUAUGGGCAGGCCGUCCAACCCUUCGCCGACCGAUCCACAGCUUCUCCAUUGUCCUUGGGUUCUUCGGACAAUGUGCCCCGAUCAUUUGAGCUUAUACGUUAA